Musa acuminata subsp. malaccensis (wild Malaysian banana) is the source of this 2282-nucleotide messenger RNA. RefSeq lists its product as uncharacterized. The record is from RefSeq and is a predicted model, not a curated record. Lineage: Eukaryota; Viridiplantae; Streptophyta; Magnoliopsida; Zingiberales; Musaceae.
UCCCUUGCUUUCCCGUACGAUAUCGUCCCUCUCCUGCUCCUAUCUUCUUCCUCUCUCUCGCUCAACGUGUUUGACUCCUAUCUCUCGUGCAAGGGCUGACACCGGUGAUCCAGGAAACAAGGUGGUGGAGGAUGGGUGACAGACGGGUGGCGGUGGGAGUCGUAAGAGGAGAAGGAGGAGGAAGAAGAAGAGGGGGAGACGAAGUUGGGGAGGGCAUGCAUUGUCUGGACCACCCUUACCGCAGUAACGCCAGCGGAGUGUGCGCCUUCUGCCUGCAUGAGAAGUUAAGCAAGCUGGUCUCCUCCUCCAACUCUAGCCCUUUCUUUCCCUUCCAGCCUCCCCCUUGCUCCACCUCCUCCUCCUCCUCGUCCUCCCCUACUUCCUUCAGCUCCGACGCCGGCAACGGAGGUGGGGGACUAGGAUUCGCGCUCGCCUCCGACCACUCCCGGACCAGUGCCAACGGCGGUGGUCCAAGGACCAUGUUCCCCUUUCUGGCAGACACCCACAGCAAGAAGAAGAAGAAUAGCGGUGGCGGAGGAUACGGAAACGGCGCAAGGCAGGUGAUGGCUGCUGUCGCCACCACGACUACCGUGUCGGCGGCCAACGACAACGAUGUUGUCCUUAGAAGGACCAAAUCGGUGGCAACGAGGACUACUGGAGGCCUGGCGCAGGGUGGUGGCGUUGGGUGCAUCGGGGUGGCAGAUAGCCCUCGGAAGAAGAGCUUUUGGUCCAUCAUCUAUAUCUCGUCCACCUCUUCCACCUCCACGUCCUCUUCCUCAGUCACUAACAACAACAGCAGCAGCAGCAACAUCAUGAGGCGAAGAUCCACUUCAUCCUCGUCGGGCGGAGGGAACAGAAACAUUGCCAAGCGGCAACAGCAGCAGCAGACUUGUACACCAUAUAAUUUGGUGGACAAGCAAGCAGCGGUGGCCGGCCCCAGGCAAGGGGAGAAUGGUGAGAAGGAUGCGGAGAGCCCGAGCGGCAGCCAGGCGUCGUCGUCGUUGGGCAGGAAGGUGGCCAGAUCCAGGUCGGUGGGCUGCGGCAGCAGGAGCUUCUCGGGGGACUUCCUGGAUCGCAUCUCCACGGGGUUCGGCGACUGCGCUCUCCGCAGAGUCGAGUCCCAUCGCGAGGCCAAGCCCAAGUCCAAGAUCGUCCUCCACCUGGACCACGACAACGGCGACGGGCAGCGGCGGCGGCCGAGGAUAAAGGAACGGGUCAAGUGCGGAGGGCUCUUCAGAGGACUGGGGAUGAUGUCCUCCGCCUACUGGCUCUCUUCGGCCGCCGCUGCGGACGACGACUACGAUAGCAGCAGCAGGACAUCGGCCACAACCCCGGCUGCCUCGGGCUCAACUGCCGUGCGAGGAAGAAGCUCGCCUCACGGCCGGACCAGGAGCUGGGGCUGGGCACUCGCGAGCCCAGUGAGAGCCUUUAGGCCUUACUUCUCUUCUAAAUCUCUUUAUGCCAUCAGCAACACUGCAUCCGCUGCGCCGGUGACCAACGCCAGCGACAAGUUGGUCAACAGCAAAGCGAGCAGACUCGACGUCGUCCAACCCCAGAGUGCACCUGAAGACCUUUGACGGGCCGAAGCAAGUAAAUGGCAUGACUGCUCUCGGGGCCGUCGCCCUUUUCUGCCAUUGCCUGCAUCAGCCGUCUCUUUCGCCCUGGGCAAACGACAAGUGCUUUGUGCCUUUUUCUUUCAUGCUUCCUAGCUACUUACCCUUGAUCUGUGCCUGCAUCGUCGCCAUGUGUGUACCAGUACGAGACGUGAGAAGCUUCCCCUGGUCACAAAAUACUUGUGCAGGAGAGCGAAGGAGAGCGAAAUCAAUUCUUUAGGCGCCACUGCGAAGCAGAAUUCGAUGAAUCAAUUAAUCGAUGUUGUAGGCCACACGAUUCAGUUUCCGUCGUUAUCUUCUUGAACGCAUCCUCCUCCACCUUUCUAUGUUCCCCAAGACAAAAGAUGGUGCGCUUUCUUAGCCCCCAGGAUUCCGCCUCUGAAAAGGAACCCCCGCUCGCCUGCUUUUAAUGGUGCUACAGGUCUAAUCUAAUAAUAAUUAGAAGCUAAGCAAUCAUUCUUAGUUCCUGUUGUUCAUUAAGGAUGGUUGGAGGGAUGCAGCCUGUCCAUGAUCCACUGCCAGUGCAGCAACUGAGGGCCCGAGAAGAAGUGAUGACUAGAGACAGAUGAAGAGGAGGAGAUAAGGUCAUCGUAAGGGAAGAGAGAGAGAGAGAGAGGAAGAUGGGGAAUCGAGGAAUACAAAAAGGAGGAAAACUGGACAGUGAUAACA